AUGACUGACAUCAUGACUCGUGAUCGCCGGUGUGGCAGUAAUACGGUCACCGUAACAGCCCAAGGUGUAGCAGUGCUGGUGUCCCCAGAUGUUCCUCUUCAGGUGGGAAUGGAGAGCCGACAGCAUUUUUGCCUGCAGUCUCCCUCCAGCCUGGAGCGCACCCCGCUUCAGUACACUGUGUGCGUGGGCCACAACAUCAGGGCUGUACACCAGGAGGCGCUGCAGCAGCUCUCAUCGCCCAGCAGGGAGCUGCCCAACAUGGACGUCUUAUGGUUGCCUUUCUGGAAGCUUCUGGCCAGUGUGGACUCAGGGCCAAAGGUAGAGAGGGAGUUGAGGACCUUCUCCAACCGUCUGAGGAGACACCAGCUGGGAGAGGGGGCCAUCAGCCUCAACGAACAUUCCACCGCCCUCCUCGCAGACAUGGACCAAGACUACCUCGCCAGCAGGAAAAGGGGGACAUCCAAGAGACAGACCAGGGACUUCAGGGACCUCUCACUGAUCAAGCUUCUAAACAUUUCCAUCACCCUGUCCCCGUUCCUGAGCGUGGACACCACCCAGUUCCACAAGUCCCUGCUGGAUGGCACUGAGGCCUAUUGGCUCAGCCUCCCCGUAGCCCCACAGGGGCGACUGGUGCCUGUGCUGACCCAGUGGCGAGGGCAGUUCUGCGUGAAACUGAACAUCAGCAACCCAGAGGCGGUCAGCUGGUUCCUGGACCGGGUGGGCUUGCUGCAGGCCCGUCUGGGCAUGGAGUCCAUCCAUCUGGAGGGGGCAGAGGGGAACCCGCUGGACCUAGGCGGGGGAGACCAGUAUAUUGGCCAACUGGCAGAUGUGGCAGCCAGGAUAGAAGAGUCGGCUAUCAUGAAUGCUGGGACAAGGUCGAGCCACAAGCCUGUGUUUGUGCGGAUGCCUCCUUUGCAGUCUGACUGGAGCUCCUCUGGACUGAAGGGCCUCAUUCCCUCCUUGCUGCACCACACUCUGCUGGGGUACAACUUACUCAUUCCCGACGCAGUAGGUGGUUCUCUAUCUGGGGACCUGGUGACUGACGAGGAACUGUUCAUCAGGUGGCUGCAGAUUGUAGCCUUCCUCCCCGUCAUCAGCUUUGAGACACCUCCCUGGGUCUGUGGGGAGGACCGGGUGCUGAACUUGACGCGGGCUCUCAUCGCGUGGCACCAGGACUUUGUGGUUCCACUGGUGACGAGGUAUGCAGAGGACUGGAUGACCUCGGGGAGCCCAAUUUACCGGCCCCUGUGGUGGCUCAGCCCUGAUGACCCCGCGACCUUCACCAUUGAUGACCAGUUCCUCAUCGGAGACGAGGUCCUUGUUGCCCCGGUAAUAGAGAGGGGGACAGUACGGAGAAAUAUUUACCUGCCCGACGGGGGCUUUCAGUGGCAGGACAGCCGCAACGCCCAGGUGUUCGACGGGGGAACUCUCUUGGAGGACUACCCUGUCGCCCUCGAGGAGGUUGCCAUUUUCUUACGGAGGAGAUCUUGAGGCUCAAGUCACGUGAUUUAUACGUGACCUAUCCGGAUACUAGUUUUGAAUCUUUUAUUUUAUGUUUUACUCGUGCUGUUCUCAAGUUGCACUUUUCCACAAAGACAAUUGACAGAGGCUCAAGACUUCUUCUUGAGAUUAGAUGUGAAUAUUUUUAUACUUGCACUUUACAAUUCAGAACGAUUUGUAUUUUAUUGACGUCGUUUUCUUCUCUCUUCUUCCUUUUUUAAACUUUAAUCUGCUGUACCUCUCGGCUGAUUGUUUCAGGACUUCUUUUUUGUUUCUUCUAAUCAUUGCUGUUCUUGCUUUUUUGUAUCUAAGAAAGAAACCUAUGUGUUUACAUAUGAUUCAUUUCUAACGUUUAACUGCUGCCGGUUCUCAUGGAGACAUAGAGUACCAACGCAAGCCCCUCGUUCGCUUAAAAAGAAAAUAUAUGAAUUUCUAAAGAAGACCAAACGAAGGAAAAGAAACAGAAGAAUAUGGUUUCUGCUAACGGAGAGCCUGGAAGGAAUGAAUGAGAUGUUUUGCUUAAUAUGAAAGAGGCUGAAGCAGCUUGGUAUGUCUCUUUCAUUCUUUAGAACAGCUUUUACUUGACCUAGGCUUAGAGCUGAUGUAUGAUGAAUGUACCUCAACUUCAGUUUUUUCAUUGCUUUACUACGCUAACAAUCAACACUUACACACUUCAAGACUUCGAGACACCCCUUUCCUUUAAAGCACUUAUUCUUUCAACUCAUGCUCAAACAAUAUGCAGAAUAUAAUGCUAAUAUUCUUUAUUGUACUUUACAACCUUAACAUACACUACUUGACCAAAAGUAUGUGGACACCUGCAGGUCAAACAUCUCAUUCCAAAAUCAUGGGCAUUAAU
This is a messenger RNA of Oncorhynchus tshawytscha (Chinook salmon), 2356 nucleotides long. Its product is annotated as SITS-binding protein-like. Bases 1 to 1491 code for a protein of 496 amino acids. NCBI's taxonomy places the organism in Eukaryota, Metazoa, Chordata, Actinopteri, Salmoniformes, Salmonidae. The record is from RefSeq and is a predicted model, not a curated record. The transcript is spliced from 9 exons.